GAUUGCAUGGAGGAAAUCCGUGUACUAUGGACUGCAAUAUCCAGUGGGCUCCAGUUCUUCGAGUCAAAUGGAUGUGUGACGAUUUCAGCCUUCAUUGUUAAAGAAAAAUAAUAUUCCCUUGGCUGUGGAGACAGCUUCAAAAUGUGACCCUAGCAGGCCCUAAAGGCUCAAAAAGCAGAAUGAAUGAAGGCAUGCUGGCACCCAGCCCCUUGCUCUAAUCACGGAAGAACCAUCCUUUCCCAAUCAAGCCAAAGGUGUAAUGGAUCCUGAGCGGCUCAUCCCAUGCCCCUAUAACAAAAACCACCAGAUCCGAGCCUCCAGGUUCCCCUACCACUUGGUCAAAUGUGAAGAGAAUAACAAGAAAAGAGCCAAAGAGCUGGCCACGUGCCCGUACAAUGCUCGCCACAGAGUCCCAAAGCAAGAGCUCCAACUGCACAUCUCCACCUGCACGGACAGGGUGCCAGAACUGUUCAGUGGGACAUCAAUGACUUUCUGUCCCAAGAAGGAAAAGAAAGAGAUGCCAGGAUCCUGGCAGUGUCCCCCCUGCCAAGAGGACUGGGAGGCAGAAGCAGAUGAGCCAGCUGCCACUUCUCCUUUUGUUCUUGGCUUCAAGGCAAAUUGCACCUUAAGCGCAAGUCAAAGUCUUGGUGAGACAGGCCAGGAUGGAAACCGGCAAAUGCAGGCCAGGAGCACCGCAGCAGCAUGGAUUCCAAAGGGUCACUCCUGGAGAAAUGGCUCUCUGUGAGGCUCUUGCUAUGGGAAGGUGCAGCCUGGAGAAGAGUUGAAGCUUUUAAACUUUUAAAAAUAUUUUUAAACUUGUAGAUUUCCCAAUGGCUGGGUUUCUUUUAGACAUGUUCUUAGUGUCUAGACUGA
Dermochelys coriacea (leatherback sea turtle) is the source of this 873-nucleotide messenger RNA. RefSeq names its product protein D7-like. NCBI's taxonomy places the organism in Eukaryota, Metazoa, Chordata, Testudines, Dermochelyidae. Bases 260 to 745 code for a protein of 161 amino acids. The record is from RefSeq and is a predicted model, not a curated record. The transcript has 9 exons.